AUGCUGGAGUUUUUUUAUUUGUCAUCUAUUUCGACUGAUCAUUUGCAAGUUAUAGGUUGCGACGGUACUAGUUUAAAUACGGGACAUAAAGAUGGAGUCAUAACAUUAUUGGAACAUCAAGUUAAAAGACCAUUGCAAUGGUUUAUAUGCGAGCUUCAUGCUAACGAAUUACCGUUACGCCACUUAAUUCAACAUUUAGAUGGUAAUACAUCUGGUCCUUGUGCUUUUCAAGGACCCAUUGGACGAGCUCUUAAUGAGUGUGAAAAGCUUUCCAUAGCUAAAUUUCAAGUUAUUGGCAGUACACUUCCCAAUAUUUCCUUCGAUGAUUUGGGAACCAAUCAAAAAUAUUUAUUUGACAUUUGCCAGGCAAUUAUAAAUGGCACAUGUUCUGAAAGUCUAUCUAAACGUAAUCCAGGAAUGCUUAAUCACUGA
Psylliodes chrysocephalus is the source of this 432-nucleotide messenger RNA. The record is from the annotation of a GenBank genome assembly. NCBI's taxonomy places the organism in Eukaryota, Metazoa, Arthropoda, Insecta, Coleoptera, Chrysomelidae.